Molecule: messenger RNA, 228 nt
Organism: Chanos chanos (milkfish)
Lineage: Eukaryota; Metazoa; Chordata; Actinopteri; Gonorynchiformes; Chanidae
Gene: gng4
Product: G protein subunit gamma 4
Exons: 2
Coding region: 1-228 (75 amino acids)
Biological process (GO): G protein-coupled receptor signaling pathway
Cellular component (GO): heterotrimeric G-protein complex
Molecular function (GO): G-protein beta-subunit binding
Source: RefSeq, a predicted model, not a curated record
AUGAAAGACGGAAUGGCCAACAACAGCACAGCGAGCAUCUCUCAGGCCAGGAAAGCUGUGGAACAACUGAAGAUGGAGGCCUGCAUGGACAGAAUAAAGGUGUCGAAAGCUGCCGCUGACCUGAUGGCUUAUUGCGACGCUCACAUACGAGAGGACCCCCUCAUUGUUCCUGUGCCUGCCUCGGAUAACCCGUUCAGGGAGAAAAAGUUCUUCUGUACCAUCCUCUGA